Molecule: messenger RNA, 2434 nt
Organism: Daldinia vernicosa
Lineage: Eukaryota; Fungi; Ascomycota; Sordariomycetes; Xylariales; Hypoxylaceae
Exons: 2
Coding region: 302-2254 (650 amino acids)
Source: RefSeq, a predicted model, not a curated record
CUUAAGGCAUAUUAGGCAUGUACUUCUAUGUAAUCCGUAAAUACUCGAAGUACAUUAUGUAGUUGAGCAAUGACGACCAUGGUUCUGAUGCAAGAAAUACAAAUCCUAAUGGAACUCUGCUAAUGCAGUGAAGAUACAUACCUACUCGUAUGUUCCAUUACCUCCUUUUUAAUAAGAACUCACACAGCACUACUUCUGGCUUUGUGUUAUACAUCUCGUUUUUGGAGGUACCUCAAAUACUACUAAAUACUACUAUCUCGAGUCUAACGAGUCGCGUCAAAACGCGUCAACUGACUAAGCGAUGGUGCCUCGGAGAGUAAUUGCCGACUCUGACGACGAAGAUGGAGAAGACAAUCCACUAAGUCCUCUGGGAGAAGAUGAAGGAAUUAAUCGACCAGAAGUAGAACCAUUAAGCCCACGUCAUAGGCCGUCAAGCCCUGAUGUACUAGACGCCCACAAUCAUAUAUCUGAUACUACGGACCAAUCCUUCUUUGCCAGUGUUUAUGAUGAGCAGCAAAAUAGAGCUCUUCAUCAAUCUCAUCUUAUCGAGAAUAUAGUCCGUCAAAGUCAGCAGGCGAGCAGAAGUAGCGGGGAGGUCUCGCUUCCAAAGAGCGCAUCUGGGGAAUGGGAUGUGCCUAGUAGUGCAGAAGACGCAAUGGUUUCAAGGACUACCAAAAGUUUGAAAGGAAAGAAUGAGAAGUCGUAUGGUAAACGAAGAAGAAGCCAAUCGAAAGCGACGAAGAGCUCUGCAGCAGCAGAGAUAUUCAUGGGAUAUGAUGAUGAUGCACUUAAGGAGACAGCCCAAGACACGACUUUGCACAAUGAGAUGCUUGCCCCAAGUCACAGAACUGGGCCAUCACCACUGCCCGUAUUCAAACGGAAUGAAGUCUCACUCAAUGACUCCGUGGUCCAGGAUACGGCGCCGAUAGCGAAUUUUUAUAUCGCUCAGAGUAACCUCACUACCAUGCAGAAACUCGAAUAUGAGAAGGUCAAUGUGUCGCAAAAUGGAUACCCCGGUCUAAAGUCAAGCGGCAUGUCGACAGUUGCGUAUCCAACUCCUAGUCGGUAUGCUUCUUCUUCUGGGCCGCCGCUUCCGUGGGAAAGAGACCUUGCUGCUGAUGCCGAACCUGACGAAAGCGUUGAUUUUAUAAAUAUUAUGUCUUCCCCAGAUGUCAUUGCGGCUGACCAUGGUUAUAUGAAGAGAAACCCGGUAGAAGCAGCACUUGUGGAUACGCAGGUAGCACACGAUGAGGUCGAACCUCCAGUUAGAGAUACCACCCCGAAGAGCCCGUAUAGCAGAAGAAAAAAGAGGGCAAGAAGCAUACAAGAUGAAGACGAAGACGAGUUACAAGAUGGGCCUCGGGAUUAUGAGGCUGUUGAUCGGCACCAAGACAAACACAAACGAAGGCGUAACGAGCCAAAAUCAAACCCACCCAGUCCACAUGGAGAUGAUGAUAUCAGACUUCUCCCAAAUCCACAUGAGGAAAUACUUGGAGAGCAAGACUACCAGGACCUACCCAGAGAAGAACCACAUAGGACAGGCGAUGCCGCCUCUGAGAUACCUGCAACGGCGCCACCACCCGCUUCUUUCAAUGCGCUCGAACAUAACCUGCCAGAGACUCAGCCAACCCCCCAACCAAAGAAGCGUGGUCGCAAGAAAAAGCAGGUUGUGAAAGAACAGAUUCUGCAAGAAGAGCUGCCCGUCGAAAACCAGGCUGCCGCUCAAGAGAUACCCCCUGCUGUUAAAGACCCCGAGGUACAAAUUGGGCCAGAGAAGCCUAAGAAGAAAAGAGGUCGCCCUCGGAAGUCAGACUUAGCAAAGCCCGAAACAGCGCCGGCUCCUGAACAUGACCCCCACGUUACGCAUAAGGCUCAUGAGGACGACGCCCAGCAUAGCGAGAUGACUUCGGAGAAGAUUGAAGCGACCGAGAAGCGGAAGCCCAAGAAGAAACAAAAACCCCAAAGCGAAGUGGAAGGAAAGGAGGAGGAAGAUCCAACUACAGAUAAGGACGACGUCGAAGACGCAUUGAAAGAAAUUAAUAGUAACUCCAGGCCAUCUGAAGAACCAGUGUCGGCUGAGGAAGUGCCCGCGAAACCCACCCCUAAACAGUUAGCCGAUCAGCACAAGUCUAAUGAGAAAGGAAGCACGGUCCCUAAGCCCAUAUCCACGUCUUCGCAACCCAAGGUACCUUAUCGAGUUGGCUUAAGCAAACGAACACGGAUAGCUUCGCUACUGAAGAUUAUCAAGAAAUAGAAACCAACUUGACAAAGUCUGUGUUGUGGUGAUUAGUACAGUCAACUUCUAAUAGUACUAGGAUGCGAAUUGCUUUAGGUAGUUAGCUCUAUCGCAAAAGGAGUCUCCAAACGGUUCAGUACCAAGAGAGAGAAAUGGAAACGAAUAAUAUGAAGCGAGGCGGCAGUUGAAGGCUAUCAC